Messenger RNA from Zingiber officinale, 3341 nucleotides. Its product is annotated as pentatricopeptide repeat-containing protein At5g42450, mitochondrial-like. Gene Ontology annotation, biological process: RNA modification. Bases 32 to 2281 code for a protein of 749 amino acids. NCBI's taxonomy places the organism in Eukaryota, Viridiplantae, Streptophyta, Magnoliopsida, Zingiberales, Zingiberaceae. Gene Ontology annotation, molecular function: protein binding; RNA binding. The record is from RefSeq and is a predicted model, not a curated record. The transcript has 6 exons.
GUAGACGCUGUGCGGGUCUCAAAGUUCGCCUAUGCCCUUAUGCCGCCGUCUCUUUCGAACCUUCAAGAGGCGGCUCGACGGCGGCCGCUCCCUCACCUCCCCCAAGAUCUUUAAGUCCUACGUCGAGACCUUCGCUUCCGUCCUCCGCCAAUGCGCUCUCGACAGCCGCCUCGCCGCCCUCGGGCUGGCCCUCCACGGCCAUGCGCUCCGCGCUGGCAUCUCCGCCGACCCCUCCGUCUCCUCCAAGAUCCUAGCUUUGUAUGCCCUCUCCGGCCGCCCGUCCGACCGCGACCUCCUCCUCGCCGAGUCCCGCCGCACUCCCGGCCUCUUCUCCUUCAAUCUCGCAAUCGCCGAGAGUGUCCGCUCGGGCGACCUCGUCUCCGCGCGCCAGGUGUUCGACGGAAUGACCGAGCGGAAUGCCGUCACGUGGACGCUCAUGGUCGACGGCCAUAUGAAGCGCGGCGACGUCGCCGACGCCGUUGCCUACUUCGAGAGCAGCCCCUGCAAGACCGUCGUCUCCUUUACGGCCUUCAUUAGCGGGUUCGCCCUCAACGGGCUUCACCACGACGCCCUGACGAACUUUCUCCGCAUGUUUGCGUCCGGCCUCAUGCCGAACGAGGUGACUUUCACAUGUAUCCUCAAAGCUUGCGUGCUUGCUGGUGAGUUCGAUCUGGCGAUGUGCAUCGUUGCUCUAAUUGUGAAGACAAACUUCGAUAGGCAUCUCUCAGUGCGCAACUCCUUGAUCAGUUUUUACCUCCGAGUGGGUGAAUUGGAGAAGGCAAGGGCUGUGUUCAACGAGACGGAGGAAAGAGACGUUGUAUCGUGGACGAUCCUACUUGAUGUGUAUGCGCAGAUGGGAGACUUGAAGCAAGCGCGUCAGCUGUUCGAUGAAAUGCCGGAGAGAAAUGAGGUCUCUUGGAGCACCAUGAUUGCAAGGUAUGGUCAGAGUGGGGAGUCUGUGGAAGCCAUGAAUCUUUUCUGCCUCAUGCUUCGCGAUGGGUGUGAGCCUAAUGGCUCCUGUCUUGCUAGUGCUAUCAGCAGCUCAGCUGCCUGCGGGAAUUCUCUCUUUGGGAGCUCUGUACAUUGCUACACAUUGAAGGUUGGUUUUGAGAGCUAUAUUUUUGUUUCUAGUUCUCUGAUCGAUAUGUAUUGCAAGUCUAAAGCCCCAAAUGACGGGCGCCGUGUUUUUGACUUGAUACUUGAGAAGAACACUGUAUGCUGGAACUCAAUGGUAGCAGGUUAUAGCUGUAAUGAUCUGAUAGAGGAAGCUGAAGAACUUUUCAAAGUGAUGCCUGAAAGGAAUGUUGCAUCUUGGAACGCAUUGAUCUCUGGUUAUGCAGAAAAUGGGCAUUUCGCGAAGGCGCUAGAGACUUUCGAUAAAAUGCUAGUCUCAGAACAAAUGCCAAACCAGAUGACAUUUUCCAGUGUGCUACUUGCUUGUGCAAAUCUUUGUUCAAUUGACCGAGGGAAGAACCUUCAUGGUAGGAUUGUAAAACUUGGCAUUCAAAAUGAGGUUUUUCUUGGAACGGCACUCAUCAAUAUGUAUGCAAAAUCUGGAGACAUUGAGAGUGCCAUGAGAAUGUUUUCCGAGAUGCCUGAAAAAAACCUAGUUUGUUGGUCCGCAAUGAUCCAAGGGCUUGCAGAUAAUGGGUAUGCAGAUGAGUCCAUAACCACGUUCGAUGAAAUGAUAAGUGCUGGGGUAACUCCGAACGAUGCUCCAUUCUUGGCUGUUCUGUUUGCUUGCUCGCAUCGUGGUUUAGUUGAUAGAGGAUUGCAGUACUUCAACUCAAUGGAAAAGGUUUAUGGCAUCGUGCCCAAGGCAAAACACUACACCUGCAUCAUCGAUUUGCUAGCUCGAGCCGGUCAUCUCUGGGAAGCAGAGGAACUGAUUGGCACAAUGCCUAUCAAACCAGAAGCUAAUGCAUUGGUAGCUCUGCUGAGUGCUGCUUCUUUAAGGGAUGAGGAUAUGAGCCAGAGAGUAGCAAACAGAUUGUGGGAAUUAGAAAGACAUAAUUCAGCCGGGCAUGUCUUGCUAUCGAAUACAUAUGCUUCUUGUGGCAGAUGGAGAGAUGUCGCGAAGGUGAGAACUGAAAUGAAACUCUUAGGAAUGAAGAAGAAUGUAGGGUGCAGCUCAAUUCAGACAAGAAAUCAACUUCAUACUUUCUUCAGUUGGGGUAUGAAGCACCCAGACUCCUUGAAGGUUUAUGAAAUGUUGGAUCUUGUGAUGUCAGAAAUGACAGGUUAUAAGUUACCUCUUACCUCUGCAUUACUGACAUUGUGAAGAAAAUGAGCAGAAGGUGGUUUCAUAAUCUGAAGGAGCGCAAGACAGAUGGCAGGAGCUGCUAUCUAUGAGGCAGUUUGAGUUUACUAUCAGGUUAUGGGACUCAUCCGCUGUCGCCGGACGCGUUCCUAGACGUGUCCGCCGUGGCCGAACGCCUCCGCUAUAGCUGGACUCGCUGGAUGCCUCAUUCGGGAAAUUCUGCUCAACACGAUCAUCACAUCCAUCGGACAUAACUAUGAAAGAAAAACCCUAACCCUAACCAAGCACGUCAAUCCUCAGCUCUCCCCAAUUUCUUUCCCAGCCACAUCCAUCAGUCCAUCCCUACGAAGGAAAAUCUCUAUCCUUAACCAAACAAAGUCAUUUGUCCGCCAAUCCCCACCAAUGACAAUGUAAAGCUCUAACCGUCAAGAUCCACCGACCGACCGACCAAACCCAUCGACAAGGAGACUGAAGCAAAUGACGAAAGAAACAGAGUCGAAGUCAGCUAGUCAUCUCAAAAAAUAAGAGAAGUGCUCGAUAAAUUGGAAUGACACAGGAACAAUCGAACGCUAUGAAAUGGGGAGUAUGAGGAUUUUGUUGGAAAAUUGACUUCUGUAACAAGAAACCAACUUUACAGAAGGUCAAUUCAAGGUGAUGAACCCAAAGCCUCAUCCAUCUUCUUUUAGGACAGCAAAAAUUUAUGCACGAUUUUUAGCUGGAUACAUGAUGCAUUUCUUGAGUUCAACAUUGGUGUUGUCACGAUAACUAAGAAAAAGUGUCGUCAUCAAGGUUAGAUCGCGACUGUGGUGUUUACAUUUGUUUGUGGAUUGAGUAUCUGGCGCAUGACGAUGAUAAAAUGUGGAAUUAUGAAAGAGAAGUGAAAUGGACACUUAUCGGGCACACAUGGCAACCAUCAUUUUAUCAUAUGAAAAUGGAAUUAUGAAAAAGUAGUCUUUGCUAAUUUAUCCCAUGUGAUUAUGGUUGUUGGUGGAAAACAUAUUUAGGUUGUGAGUUGGUGUGUCUGUAGAUAUUUUGACUUUGAUAAACUUUGUUUACUAUUAAGUGUGUAUGCUUAAUAUUU